UAAGAUGCACCAUAAGUGGAUAACAUACUCAUCAGUUUUCUCUACUAUAAAUAGAGGUUGAUCGUAAGCUUAUUUCUUCACACUUCACACACAUAUAUACAUUGAAAACUAAAGUAUUACUAGUGAUCAUGGCUAAGUUUGCUUCCAUCAUUGCCCUACUUUUUGCUGCUCUUGUUCUUUUCGCUGCUCUCGAAGCACCAACAAUGGUGGAAGCACAGAAGUUGUGCGAGAGGCCAAGUGGGACAUGGUCAGGAGUCUGUGGAAACAAUAACGCAUGCAAGAAUCAGUGCAUUAACCUUGAGAAAGCACGACAUGGAUCUUGCAACUAUGUCUUCCCAGCUCACAAGUGUAUUUGCUACUUCCCUUGUUAACUUAUGCGCAAACUCUCUGGUGGUUAGUUUUGUGUAAUUUACAUAAAAUAAGUCUGUGUCACUAUCAAUGAGUGAUUUUAUGACAUGUACCUGAUAUGUUAUGUUGGUUCGGUUAUAAUAUAAAGUUUUAUGCA
Brassica oleracea var. oleracea is the source of this 505-nucleotide messenger RNA. Its product is annotated as defensin-like protein 1. The record is from RefSeq and is a predicted model, not a curated record. Bases 129 to 371 code for a protein of 80 amino acids. Gene Ontology annotation, biological process: defense response. NCBI's taxonomy places the organism in Eukaryota, Viridiplantae, Streptophyta, Magnoliopsida, Brassicales, Brassicaceae. The transcript is spliced from 2 exons.